CAAAACUUCAAUGAAAUUGACAAGUUCGAUCUGUAAUUUUCUUCCAUUAUUUCGUCGUUCAAAAUGAAAAUCAUGUGAUAAAUGUUGAAUAUUCAUGCUUUAACUGAUUGUGAAGAAGAUAAUAAAGAAGGACGCAAACAAACAACUAGAAGAACUGCAACCUUUUGACCUGUAAAUAGAAUACCUACACAACAGUAGUAAAGAUGCCGCGGAAAAGAGAGAACGUCUGCGCCGAGCUGCCUGCCAUUGAUGACGUGUUAGAAGAAUCGGAACAGAUACUCAGACAAUGCUUCCAAGAAUACCAACCUGAAGAGGUGUUUCUCUCGUUCAACGGCGGCAAAGACUGCACCGUUCUCCUAGACCUAACAAUAAACAUUCUACGUGAAAUACAUAAGACAGAAAACAUAGAGAAACGACUAAAAGUAGUGUACUUCCGAACGAAAGAUCCGUUUGUUGAAAUAGAAGAGUUUGUGAAUGAGAUGCAACGACGGUAUGGUGUGACGUUGAUGGUGACAGAGGUGGGGGAAAUGAAGGCUACACUUCAGAGGAUAUUAGACAGAGAUGGACAAUUGAAAGCCUGUCUUAUGGGAACGAGACGGACAGAUCCGUAUAGCCAAGACUUACGUUUUAUGCAGAAAACCGACUCAAACUGGCCACAAGUGAUGCGGGUGUCGCCACUGCUCAACUGGUCCUACCACCAAAUUUGGAGCUACAUCAUUAUACGGAACGUGCCUUACUGCAGCCUCUAUGACAGAGGAUACACCUCAAUAGGCAGCACCCGUAACACCUGGCCGAACCCAGCCCUAGCUAUCAAGGACAGCAAUGGCUACCUUUCCUACCUUCCAGCAUGGCGGCUCUCAGACGCGUCCCUCGAACGAGCCGGGAGGACCCCUCCUGUGGUCAACGGACACGCCAGCAAUGGACACGUGGAUAAUGCACACGGUUUAGAAUCCAAUGGUGAUACACUUGUGGCGUGAUAGGAAAUUUUAAUGUAGUUAAGUUCGGUUGGGUAAAUACUAAAUACUGAUGCAGAGAUAGGUGUCAUCUAUAGGCAAUUGAAAGGUACAGCCCGGACAAGUUAACGCACCUGUAGCUGAAUCCACGUAACAAAACUUAAACGACAUGCAAGCGAUUUGAUUGCUAGAGUCACUUUUCGUAUUGACGCGUUUUUGUUUCGAUUUCGUUUUUACGCGUAUUCAAUCGUUGCCUCCGCGGUAUUAACCUAUUUUGAAGUUUGGUUCAAGUGAUUAAACGUCAAAUGACAAAUCGC
Ostrinia furnacalis (Asian corn borer) is the source of this 1270-nucleotide messenger RNA. RefSeq names its product probable FAD synthase. Lineage: Eukaryota; Metazoa; Arthropoda; Insecta; Lepidoptera; Crambidae. Gene Ontology annotation, biological process: FAD biosynthetic process. The transcript is spliced from 5 exons. The coding region runs from base 204 to 977 and encodes 257 amino acids. The record is from RefSeq and is a predicted model, not a curated record. Gene Ontology annotation, molecular function: FMN adenylyltransferase activity.